This is a messenger RNA of Racocetra fulgida, 170 nucleotides long. The record is from the annotation of a GenBank genome assembly. NCBI's taxonomy places the organism in Eukaryota, Fungi, Glomeromycota, Glomeromycetes, Diversisporales, Gigasporaceae.
CUGAGUCGGUAGUUGGACCAAUUAAUAAAGCAUCAGAUACAGCAUUAAGAGAAGGACACUCAGAGUUUGUUGGGCCAACGAGGUUAGUUGCAGGAGUAUCACCUAGUAUUCCUCCACAUAUACCUCCAAAUGCCCCAGUUCUACUGGAACCAGUAGUAAUGCAGAAGAAA